AUGGCUGAAGCACUCUACUACGGCGGCCGCCAACGCCAAGACCAACCAAGGUCCACCCAGCUUGUCAAGGCCACCACCGCUGUUGUCGCCGGAGGCUCCCUCUUGAUCCUUGCCGGCCUUGUGCUGGCUGCCACCGUCAUUGGCCUCACAACGAUCACACCGCUCUUCGUGAUCUUCAGCCCCGUGCUUGUGCCAGCUGUCAUCACUGUGGCACUCUUAGGCUUGGGGUUCUUGGCCUCUGGAGGCUUCGGCGUGGCGGCAAUAACAGUGCUGACGUGGAUCUAUAGGUACGUAACAGGUAAGCAUCCACCUGGCGCCAACCAAUUGGACACAGCCCGCCACAAGCUGAUGAGCAAGGCGCGUGAGAUUAAGGACUAUGGUCAACAGCAAACCAGUGGGGCCCAGGCUUCUUGAGCAUACCAUCUUCGUUUCCACCUACGCAUCCACGCA
Molecule: messenger RNA, 450 nt
Organism: Arachis stenosperma
Lineage: Eukaryota; Viridiplantae; Streptophyta; Magnoliopsida; Fabales; Fabaceae
Product: oleosin Ara h 11.0102
Exons: 1
Coding region: 1-414 (137 amino acids)
Biological process (GO): lipid storage; sexual reproduction
Cellular component (GO): monolayer-surrounded lipid storage body; extracellular region; membrane
Source: RefSeq, a predicted model, not a curated record